AUGUUGACGGCUUCAGUUCUUUCUGAGGAAGUCAAGAGUGCAGCCUUCUCUAUUAAAGAGGAUAGCGCCCCGGGUGCUGAUGGACUAACGGGCACUUUUUAUAAGCGGUUCUGGUCUAUUGUGGGUGCAACUACGGUCCAAGAAGUGCAGAGUUUCUUCCAGACAACGAUCUUACCGGCGGGUUGGAACCAUACGUACAUUUGCCUUCUGCCUAAAGUCAACAACCCAUCGAGGCUGACGAAAAUGAGACCUAUCAGUCUUUGCUCAGUGCACUACAAGAUCAUCUCAAAAAUUCUUUGCAACAGGUUGAAAAUAAUUCUACCAGACAUCGUCUCCGACAUUCAGGGUGCUUUUGUUAGUGGUCGCCUCAUCACCGACAAUAUCUUAGUUGCACAUGAGAUGGUACGUGCUUUAAGGACGAAGGAUGGGGUUGACUCAGACUUCAUGGCCAUCAAGACUGAUAUGUCCAAGGCAUAUGAUCACGUUGAGUGGUGUUUUGUGGAGUGUCUACUAGAGAGGAUGGGCUUUGAUAGAAAAUGGGUAACAUGGAUCAGUGCUUGUAUCGGCUCUGUCACAUACUCGGUGCUCUUAAAUGGAAGUCAACAUGGUUUCAUCAAGCCGGAGAGAGGGCUCCGCCAAGGAGACCCACUAUCUCCAUUCCUCUUCAUAUUGUGUGCUGAAGCUCAGGUGAGCACGUUGAAUCAAGCUGAGAUCUUGGGGAAGUUGAAUGGCAUUCGUUUAUCAAGAGAGGGUCCUGCAGUGCAUCACUUGCUUUUUGCCGAUGAUAGUCUAUUGUUAUGCAAGGCAAUGGUGGAUGAAGGAACAGAGUUAGUAAGGAGGCUAAAACUCUAUGGUGAUGCGUCGGGUCAACUGAUAAACACUUCCAAGUCUUCGAUAAUCUUUGGCUCCAAAGUUCCACCACUGAGACUCAAAGGUGGGGGGUCGAAAAUACUGUCUCAAGGAGGAAAAGAGAUUAUUCUUAAGUCUGUGGGGAUGGCUUUGCCGGUCUUUGCAAUGAGCUGUUUCCGAUUGCCUAAAGAUCUAUGCGCCAAGCUAACGAGCAUUAUGACUGAAUUUUGGUGGGGAGGUACUGCAGAGAGAAAGAAAAUUCCAUGGGUAGCUUGGAAGAAGCUAUGCAAACCUAAAGACAUUGGUGGUAUGGGUUUUAAGGACUUAGCAUGGUUCAAUCAAGCCUUGUUAUGCAAGCAAGCAUGGAGAAUCUGGUCUAACCCGCAGUCCCUUCUAUCUCGGGUCAUGAAAAGCAGAUACUUUAAGCAAGGAAAUUUCCUUGACUGUCCUCUUUGGUAUAGACCAUCAUACGCUUGGAAGAGCAUUGUACAUGGUCGUGAGUUACUAUCAUCUCCGAGAUAUAGAAUAGAUGAAGUAGACCUUACGCUUAAAGUAUCAGACCUUAUUGAUGAGAGGUAUGGAACGUGGGAUGCGCAGCGGGUACGUCAUUUGUUUUUAGAGGAAGAUGCCAAUCAGAUUCUGGGAAUGAGGCCACAAGUUCAAUGCCCUGACACAAUGGUGUGGGGUUUCAGCAGGAAUGGGGUGUAUGACUCUCAAAGCGGAUACACGUUACUGCAUCUCCUACAAACAGUUGAAAAUCCAGUUGCUGCACCCUCCUUACCUCCUAUUGAGAAAAGACUUUGGUCUAACUUAUGGAAGCCUGAGACCAUUUGUCAUGUGCUUUUCCAUUGUCCGGUUGCGAAGGAGGUAUGGAGAUUAUCAGAGUUUCCUACUCCAGCAGCUGGUUUCUUUACAAACUCUUUCUUCCUGAACUUUCAUCACUUGCUGGAGACAUGGGCAGAUGAGAUAUGGAAGAAGAGUCAACUGGAGUCUGAAGCUUGGAGUGCUGCCAACGUGGGUGACAAGGAGGAUAUUGAUGAGAAUACGGGUGGUUCUGCACUAGCUUGCUGGCAAAAACCGUGUCCAAGUUUCAUCAAAUGUAACAUCGGGUCAUCUUGGACAGAUGCAAACCGAAACUGUGGGGUUGCUUGGCUGACACGGAAUCAUUGUGGUGCUCCUCUAAUUCACAGCCGUUGCUCGUAUUCGAUGGUGGCAUCGUCGCUAGAGGCUGAGCUGUUUAUUUUUUUGUGGGCCACAGAGAGCAUAUCGACGUUGCGACACGAGAAUGUAGUGUUUGAAUCCACUUCCUAUUUGGCAGGAGAGGCAGUUCUGAGCCCUGAUAAUUUUCCUCAGUUUCGUGUCCUGAUUGACACGAUAAGAGAGAAGCUAUCUAGGUUACAAUUGUGGUCCAUAGCUUACGUACACAGCGAAGCGAACCGGUGCGCCGAUGCCAUUGCUCGUAGUGUCACAAGAGAUCAUCGCUAUGCUUCGUAUAUUGAGAAAGGUGGCCCUUCUUGGCUUCUUCCUAUGAUUCGUGCAGAUGCAGUUGACACGGUUAAUGGGUACUAA
Molecule: messenger RNA, 2418 nt
Organism: Brassica oleracea var. oleracea
Lineage: Eukaryota; Viridiplantae; Streptophyta; Magnoliopsida; Brassicales; Brassicaceae
Exons: 5
Coding region: 1-2418 (805 amino acids)
Molecular function (GO): RNA-DNA hybrid ribonuclease activity; nucleic acid binding
Source: RefSeq, a predicted model, not a curated record